Messenger RNA from Paramecium octaurelia, 2028 nucleotides. The record is from the annotation of a GenBank genome assembly. NCBI's taxonomy places the organism in Eukaryota, Ciliophora, Oligohymenophorea, Peniculida, Parameciidae.
AUGGGAAGUACUUGUUGCCAUAAAUAACUCCAGGUAACCUAGUCUUAGGGUAAAAGAUUAAUAUUAUAUAAACAGAAUUAGUAUUUGAUAGCAAUAACAUUUCUAUCAUUAAGAAGUCUAAUCAUAAAGAGGAAAAUCCAGAUGAACCUCCGUUAAAGUUACCAUCAUAAAGUGUUUCCAUUCGUUAAGUGUACGAGGAAGUCGUGGUUUUAAGUUAGCUGAAAAUUCCAAUAUAAAAUGUGAAAGGAGCCUUGGUUGAGGAGAAUAUAUUGAAAGAUUCGAAGGAGUCUUAGGAGCCUUUAGAAAAAUAAGAUGAAAUAGAGGAAAAAAAGGAGGAUCUUGAAGAGUAAAAGGAUAGAGUGGAUUUAAAUCAGUUGGAGAAAAUAGUAAAAGCAGAAAAAUUGGAGAUUUAAAAUGAAACUUAGUAAAAGCAAUAGCAAGAUACAGGAACAAGAAAGUCUCCAGCAGCCUCUACAAAAACAGUACCUCGGGACCCUAUUGAUCAUAGUCCAAAGAGAAAAGAGAGUAUGGCUUCGGUAGGGUCAGUCUCUGUAAAAAUUGGCGUAGAAUUAUUCGUAAAUUUAAAAAAACAAUCAAUAACUAAAGUUUACACUCUCGGUUAGGUUUUAGGUUAAGGUGCAUUUGGUAAGGUUUGGAAAGUAACACAUAAAACCACAGGUAGAGAUUUUAUUAAGUUAAAUUUGAGGUUUAAUUAGAGCGAUGAAACAAAUUCGAAAAUCGGAAUUAAUUAAGGAAGAUGAGUAAAAAAUGUUUUCAGAGAUGAACCUGCUAAAAAAUCUGUAUCAUCCCAAUAUUGUUAAACUAUAUGAAUUGUAUCAAGAUUCUAAUAAUUAUUAUUUGAUAACGGAGUAUUAAUAAUAACAUAUAAUUUAGAUAUUUAAGUGGAGGGGAGUUGUUUGAAAGAAUUAAGAAGAUGAAUUCAUUUACUGAGAAAAGAGCUAGUGAUUUGAUGAGACAAAUAUUGAUGGCCAUAGUGUAUUGUCAUGAGAAGAAAAUUGUUCAUAGAGAUUUGAAGCCUGAGAAUGUUCUUUUCUCAGGCACUGAACCUGACGCAUUACUAAAGAUUAUUGACUUUGGAUGCUCUAGAAGAUUUAAUUCCCAAAAGAAUAUGACCAAAAGGUUAGGGACUGUAUGCUAUACAAAUUAAUAUUAAGCCAUAUUACAUUGCACCUGAAGUCUUAAAUCAUAAUUAUAAUGAGAAAUGUGAUGUAUGGUCGUGUGGUGUCAUUUUAUAUAUUUUAUUGUGCGGAUAUCCUCCAUUCACAGGAAAAAAUGAGAAUGAAAUAUUUGAGAAGGUUAAGAUAGGUAAAUUCAAAUUCCCAAGUAUCUUUUGAAUGUUUAUUUUAUUAGUUGAGGAAUGGGAUUCAAUAAGCAGAGAAGCAAAAAGCUUAAUUCAAAGAAUGCUUUAAGUAGAUGUGACAUCAAGAUAUUCAGCAUCACAAGCAUUGAGUGAUCCUUGGAUUUCAAAACACUCACCGGAUACACAAAUAAAUAAAAAAGUUCUAGAGAAUUUGGGAUAAUUCCAAGCCAAAAGUGAAUUUAAGGCUGCAAUUGUGCAGUAUAUAAUUAGUCAAAUGACAACCAAUAAAGAAUUGGAAGACCUUUAGAAAUCAUUUCAAUCUUUGGAUAAGAACAAAGAUGGGGUUUUAAAUAAAGCUGAAUUAGUAGAAGGAUACACCAAAGUACUUAAAAACAAAGAAUAAGCUGAAGAAUAUGUUGAAAAGAUAAUUUCUAAGAUUGAUAAGAAUUAAUCAGGAGUAAUAGAAUUUAAUGAAUUUUUAAUGGCUGCCAUUAAUGAAGAAAAGAUCCUUUCAAUUAAAAAGGUUGAGUAGGCAUUCAAAAUUUUCGAUUCGGAUGGAGAUGGCUUUAUCAGCAGGCAGGAAAUAGAAGAAGUUAUGGGAGAAUUGAAUGCUGAUGUUUGGAAUCUAUUUUUGAAUGAAACAGAUGGAAACAACGAUGGAAAAAUAUCUUACGAGGAAUUCUCAAAAUUGAUACUUAACAAAUGAG